AUGUUACAGCACCAUGAUGAUGAUGAUCCACCACCACAACAACCACAACCAUUGUUAUCAGGUUGGGGUUUAUUACCACACGACCUAUUAUUAUCCAUCGACAAUUACUUGUUUCCUGAGGAUCGCUAUGCUUGCUUAUACGUGUGUCGUCAAUGGUAUUCGGUCUUUUCCACCUUAUUCUACACGCGUGUCACUGUCACCAGCCCUUACCAAUGCAUCCAACUAUGCGAACAUCUUGAUACUGUGGGUGAUGUCAUCAAGGAGUUGGAUAUCCAGUUAUGCACAGACGACUUGGAAAAGUGGGCUCAUCCCUUACCAAGUCGAUGCCCCUCGCUUCGUGUAUUAAGAGUUUCCACCUUUACGAUACCACCAUCAUCCACAACAUCUCCUACUAUUACUACCAGCUCUCCUCACCACCACCACCACCAGCAGAGUGAUGAAUAUUAUACCCCUUAUCGAAAUAUCUUGGGAGCAACCAUUGACAAGUGUUGGACGUUGCCAAGCCAAUGUUUGACUACGCUGAGCCUCUCUAUUCGACAACUUGAAAAGGAUAGCGUGCUGCGGAUGACAAGUCAGCUACCGCGCCUCACCAACCUAUAUUUGAAUUGGAUCAAUGGUUCUUGGAAUACCAGCGAUAUGGAUAAAGUCCAUGCCCACUGUCAAGAACUUACGCAUGUGUGGAUUUCAGCAGAGACUUUCAUUACACAAGCCAAUCACGUUAUUCAGCUGGCUGACGAUGACGAUGAUCCCGAAGCUCACUUGGACCAAGAAGAUCACCAUCAUCAUCAUCAUCACCACCAGCCAUCCAACAAUGAUUUGAUCCAACAACUCUUUCCAAAAGCGGCAGCUGGUCCUGCUGCUCCACACCUCGUCGAUUUUCAUUUAUCCAUCUACCGUGGUCUAUCAGAGCACAUGUGCGACUGGUUCGUUUAUGCUGCUCGCAAUUAUCCUCAACUCGAAGCCUUUGCACUUGAAAUGCGACCCAAGCACCAAGAUCGUGUGGGCGAAAGACCCUUUGAAUAUGACUUGCUGGACAUGCUCAUGACAUACAAAUGGACACGGAGGAUAUGGAAACAAGCAGCGUUGCCUGCAUUACGUCUUUUAUUUGAAUCAUGCACACAGCUACGAUCCAUCCAUCUAUUUCAACUCUAUUUGCCACGUCACUUUUUGGAAGCUUUGUUUAAAAGUCGGCUUGAAAUGGAAACGUUUGGAUCGACAUGCAACAUCCACUCCAUUUGGCGCGUUGAUAGCAGUAACUGGUUUUUUUGCUCCACCUUGGUGACACUCUCGUUGCAAGCAUGUGUCACUGCGCCAGCUACCAACAAGACCUUUAUGCGCUUUUUGACAUCGAUGCCAUGCUUACGUCAUUUACGACUCGCUCGCUAUGAAAGCUUUUCGCUUGACGCAUUAAUGCAUGCAUGUCCUGAUCUCGAAUCACUCACACUCGAUGGCAUGCCUUUGUUGGAAAAAGAGGAAAACAAGCUGGAUGAGGAUGAUGAGGAUUCAAGUACAAAGGAGGUGCGAUUGCAUACGUUGGUGAUUCAACAUGCCAUUAUCAGCGAGACCUUUUUCAAGCAUGUACGACCUGGACUCACCUCUUUGAAAAUGAGACAUUGUGCCGUCAUUGGAGGAGGAUCAUCUACGUGCUGUGCACAGGUGCCUAUCCCAACCGAAGUCGAUCUCACAUCCAUCACGCUCGAUCAAAUGAUGUUUGAACAACCCACCUGUGAUCGCAAAAUGGUCAAGGUCAGUGGUCGGCUCCAACGCUUUGCUGUCAUUGGUAUCAAAACUACAUCCUCCAAAUAUCAAUGGUACGAUCUCCGACCCGAUAGCCUGUUAUCUCAACAAGAUGAACGCGUGCUCGGAAUUAGGCCUUGCAAUGAAAACAAAUGCUUGAUCGAAGAAGAAAAUGACAACAACAAUGAUGAUGCAAAUGACCACAAUAACACUGCCUUCGGUCUACAUGUCAACUGUGGCUCUGUUGAACGCGUGUUGGUGGAUGGUAAACGGUUGCUGGAUCGACCAAUGUUGUAG
Molecule: messenger RNA, 2034 nt
Organism: Lichtheimia ornata
Lineage: Eukaryota; Fungi; Mucoromycota; Mucoromycetes; Mucorales; Lichtheimiaceae
Exons: 1
Coding region: 1-2034 (677 amino acids)
Biological process (GO): SCF-dependent proteasomal ubiquitin-dependent protein catabolic process
Cellular component (GO): SCF ubiquitin ligase complex
Molecular function (GO): protein binding
Source: RefSeq, a predicted model, not a curated record